CACUGAGUCCUGUAUGGCAACGAAGUGAAGGAUGUAGUUUCUCAAAGCGGGCUCUUGGAUGUCUGCAGAGCAGAGAUUUCUUUCUCCCUAAGCCAGAGGAUAACUGGAUGAUGGCAUGGCUAUAAACAGCUGCCCUGGGGGUAGUAUGAGGAUCUGUCUCACUAGUUUCUCCUUAUUGCUCCUCCACCUACUUCCUUGUUUGGGGCAGCUGCAGGAGCCAGGGUCCUCAUCCUUUCAAUUUACCGCCUCCAUCUACAAUGCCACCAUUUAUGAGAACUCUGCAGCUCGGACAUACAUUAGGACUGAGGUUAAAAUGGGGAUUCCACUAUCUAAGUUUGGUCCUUUGGAUAUUAAAUAUUCCAUUGAAUCUGGAGACGAUGAGGGGCUGUUUCAGGCUGAGGAAUUUGUGUUGGGGGACUUUUGCUUUCUUCGCAUACAGACUAAUGGUGGGAGCACUGCCAUCCUGAACCGCGAAGUGCAGAAUAAUUAUACAUUAACGGUGAGGGCUACUGGCCUAGGUGGGCUAGAGGCUUACGUGACAGUUAAUGUGCAAAUUAUGGACAUGAAUGACCUCCGACCUUUGUUCUCGCCCACUUCCUAUGCCAUUGAUAUUUCAGAAAGUUCUCCGCUGGGAGCAAGUGUGGCUCAGGUGACUGCCACUGACGCAGAUAUCGGCGCCAAUGGCGAGUUUUACUAUUUCUUCAAAAAAGACGUGGAGGAGUUUGCUGUCCACCCAACCAGUGGGGUGGUAUCACUCACAGCCAAGCUAAAUGCAGAUAAGAACGGCAGAUUUGACCUUGAGGUUUUAGCAGUGGAUCGUGGAAUGAAGGUUUAUGGGAACAGUGGUAUUAGCAGUACAGCCAAACUAGUGAUCAGUGUUGUGCGUAUCAAUGAGUUCGCUCCAACACUGACUGCAGUCGCACGUUACCCUUUAAUAUCAGACAAAGAGCCAGUUUACGCCACUGUUACUGUAGAAGAUUUGGACGAGGGACCCAAUGGAGAAAUCGAAUGGGUUGCCAUCAUUGCAGGUGACCCGCAGGAACAGUUUGUCUUUGACAGAGCGCCACUUGUAAAUGAAUACAAGCUGAAGAUGUCUGAACCAGUCAACUGGGAUACAUUUCCUUAUGGUUGCAAUCUCACUUUUCAAGCCAAAGACCGUGGAACACCACCAAGACUCUCCAACACUCAGUCUGUUAAGCUCUUGGUGAAAAAACCACAGUCUGUGCAGGUGAGUUUCGAAAAAAAGAUUUACAAAACCUCAAUUAUUGAGAUUGCACCACUAGGGACCAUAAUAGAGACUGUGAGGAUAUCUCCAAGACCGCCGGUCGUCAGCUAUGCCCUAAGCCUGACCUCAGAUUCAAUUUAUUUUAUCAUUAAUCCACUCACUGGUGUCAUCUCAACAGCGCAACAGUUUACCACAUUAAAACAGGAGCUCUUCAAUUUAGAGGUGAUGGAGACAGUAAGUGGCAUGACAGCAAAGGUGCAAAUCACGGUUGAGGAUGCUAACGACAACUACCCAGUGUUUAUCAGCACAUCUUACAAAGUCUCUAUCAAUGAGAGCAUCCCCACUGGCACUGUCAUUCUCACUAUAUCAGCGGUGGAUGAUGAUAAAGGUGAUAAUGGGUGCAUAACAUACAGCAUAGCUAGCCUUCAGCCCCUUCCGUUUAUCAUCAACCAAAAUACUGGAGAGCUGACGACAUCCAAAGAACUGGAUUUUGAAUCGUCUUUGGAGACAUACGUGUUUGCUGUCCGAGCCUCAGACUGGGGAUCGCCUUACAGACGAGAAAGUGAAGUCAAUGUCACAGUACAAGUGUUGAACAUUAAUGACAACCAACCUCUUUUUGAGCGUGUGUCAUGUAAAGGUACGAUAGGAUGCGAUUUUCCUGUGGGUCAGACGAUCAUCAUAAUGUCUGCCAUUGAUAUCGAUGAGCUUGGGUUGGUUAAAUAUAAGAUUCUGUCUGGAAAUGAGCAAGAUGUCUUCACUCUUAACUCGGACUCGGGGAUGUUGUCAUUAAAAAGACCCCUCUCCUCAAUGAGUGUAAAGAAUGAACAGUUCAGCUUGAAAAUAGCUGCGUCAGAUGGCGAGCUGCUCUCUGCACCCACCUUUGUAAAUAUAUCAGUGGUCAGAGGCAGAAUGCCAGCAAGAAGUUUCAAUUGUCGAGACACAAAAGUUGCACAGAAGUUAGCUGAGAAACUACUGAAAAGAGCCACUGCCAUUAGCAAAUCCAAAGUGGAGGAAGGCUACACAGAUCUAUUUUCUGUCAACAGACAGACGCCUCAGUUUGAAUCCUUUCCGUCCGACAUUGUAGUUCGUGAGGACAUGCCCGUGGGAGCCAGUGUCCUUCAAGUGAACACAAAUGAUGGUGACACAGGCUUCAAUGGUCGCAUUCUGCAUGCCAUAUCAGAUGGGAACAUUGACAGCUGCUUCAAUAUUGGCAUGGAAAGCGGCCUAAUAUACAUCUAUCAGCCACUGGACCGUGAACAAUCAGAUCGGUACCUUCUCAACAUAACUAUCUAUGACUUGGGUGUUCCACAGAGAUCCAGCUGGAGAUUGCUGACAGUUAACAUUGAUGAUGUGAAUGAUAAUAGCCCCAAAUUCUCCCUCAAGAGCUAUACUGCCAUUAUACCAGAGAAUGCAGCUAUCGGCACGGAAGUGAUCAAAGUCACAGCCUCAGAUGAAGAUCUCGGUCAGAACGGUGAAAUCUCAUACACCUUGUUAACAAACACCCCUUUAUUUGCCAUUACCAGCGAGACCGGCUCUGUUUAUGUGUCUAGUCUGUUGGACAGGGAGUCCGUCUCAGAUUUCACCCUCAAAAUUCAGGUCAGGGAUAAGGCAGAAAGAGGGAAUCAGAUGUUUUCGGAGACAACACUGAGAGUCUACCUCGAGGAUGUAAAUGACUGUGCCCCUAUGUUUAUUCCCAGGAGCUACAGUUGCCAUGUGUUGGAGGACCUUCCUAUAGGUGCAGUUAUAGCUUGGCUGCAAACGCAAGAUCCUGACAUUGGAUCUGGAGGAUGGGUGAGAUACUCCCUGCCCAAUGAUUUCAAUGAAACAUUUAAGAUCCAUCCUGAAAGUGGUGCCAUUAAAGUGGCCAAAGACCUGGACUAUGAGAAGCAACAAUUUUACAAUCUCUCAGUGGUGGCAGAGGACUUGGGCUUUCCAGUCAAGCUUCGCUCGGAGUCUUAUCUUGAAGUGGAAGUCAUUGACGUCAAUGAGAACCUCAACGAGCCAUAUUUCUCAGAAUUCGCAGUGAGGGGCACUGUGAAGGAAAACUCUCGGCAUGGAACAAGUGUCCUCCAGGUGACUGCUCAAGAUGAUGACAAGGGCAGAGAUGGAGUGAUCAGAUACUCUAUCAAAGCUAGAAGUGGUCUUGGAAGGUUCUCCAUUGAUGAAGAAACAGGAAUGAUUUACACCACUGGCAGCCUGGACUGUGAGACUCAGGAUUCAUACUGGCUAACGGUGUAUGCAACGGACCGUGGCGUGGUGCCGCUCUCUGCCUCUAUUGAGGUGUUUAUCCAGGUGGAGGAUGUGAAUGAUAAUGCACCUUUGACCUCUGAACCCGUCUACCACCCGUACGUCAUGGAGAACUCUCUCAAAGACAUGUCUGUGGUCCGUAUCCAAGCCCAGGACCCGGACGUUACCGCCUCAGAUAGCCGUCUCAUGUAUCGUAUCACGGCUGGAAAUCCUCAGAACUUCUUUUCCAUUGAUUCCAACACAGUGCACUGUCCCCCAGUCCAAUCUCCCAUCUAUCGCGUUACAGUUAUGGAUGGAGGAGGGAUCUUCAGGCAGUCCACUGUCUGGGUGAUAGUGCAUGUUCAAGAUGAGAAUGACAAUACGCCUGAAUUCAAAGAGUCUGUGUACCGCAUCAGCCUUCCGGAGCGGGACCGUAACAAACGCGGUGAUCCUGUCUACAGAGUCUUCGCUUACGAUCGAGAUGAAGGGUCCAAUGCAGAUCUCACAUACAGCAUCGUGGAUGGAAAUGACGACGGCAAAUUCGUAAUUGAUGCCAAGACAGCCAUGGUGUCUUCCAGGAAGAUGGUCACAGCUGGUGGCUAUGAUAUACUCACGAUAAAAGCCACUGACACUGGAGCCCUUCAGAAGUGGUCGACCGCCCGUUUGCAUGUUGAAUGGAUUCGGAAGCCCGUGCCUUCGCCACUAGCCUUGCGAUUUACCGCAGCCAUUUACAACUUCACAGUGGCGGAAAACGCCAAAGUGUAUGAGUCAGUUGGAGUGGUCUCUGUUUGGCAGACAGAAACUCCUUUAUGGUUCGACAUCAUUGGUGGAAGAACGUCCCGGGAGAUGUUUUAUAUCCCACAGAGCUCCUGUGGUGGAAACUGUUCAUCUGACAGUGGUAACUAUGAUGGUCCAUUUGAUAUUCAGAGAGGGAUGAGGACCAUAAUAAUAGCCAGACCUCUCGAUGCAGAGACACAGUCGCUAUAUAACAUGACGGUACAGGUAACAGAUGGGACAAACACUGCUACUACACAGAUUUACAUAAAGGUUUUGGACAGCAAUGACAACAGUCCUAUUUUCUCUGAGCGUACAUAUGAAGUCUCGGUGUCUGAGGAUACGCCAGCCGACACUGAGGUCUUGCGUGUCCGGGCCAGGGACAAGGAUGAACGGUCAAAGUUGAGCUAUUCUAUCCAUGGCAGCGUUGAUCCGGCGAGCAUGCGGAUGUUUAGGAUCAAUCCUGGUACUGGUGUCAUGUACACAGCAGAUCGACUGGACUAUGAGAUCCGCACUCAGCACAUCCUUACUAUUAUGGUGAAAGAUCAAGAAUUUCCCUAUUAUAGAGACCUGGCACGGAUUAUUGUGACCUUGGAGGAUGCCAAUGACCAGCCUCCUUUUUUUACUCGUACUAUUUAUGACAGUACAGUGUUUGAGUCUUCCCCUCCAGGAACGUCAUCUUUGCAAGUGAUCACACUAGACAGAGACUCAGGGAGAAACGGGGAGAUAGUUUACUCAAUUGUUGCAGGAAACACUGGUGGCAUAUUUGGAGUAGAUCCAUUAUCUGGCAUAAUUUCAGUAGCCAGAGAGCUGGACCUUACAACUGUGGGUUUUUAUACCCUUACUGUGAGAGCCACAGAUGGAGGUACUCCAGCAUUAAGUAGCACAACUACUGCUAGGAUCGCCAUCUCUCUGUCUGAUUUCUCCAGUCCAAAGUUUGCCCAGCAAGAAUACCAGGCUGAGAUCACUGAGAAUGUGGCUAUCGGGACUUUUGUCAUAUUGGUCUGUGCAAUUAGCCGAACCACACUGAUUUAUGACAUUAUACAAGGAAAUGAUGAAAAGAGGUUUAAAAUAAACUGUUACACAGGUGUCAUCACAACACAAAGGAAUUUUGACUUUGAGAUGACCUCCUCAUAUAUGCUGGUGAUCCAGGCUGUAAACAUGGCUGGGAUUGCCUCCAGUGUCACUGUCUGCAUCCAAGUGGUUGAUGAAAAUGAUAAUCCUCCAGCUUUUCAGGAGCUCACAUAUACAGGGACCAUCAGUGAGGCGGCCCCCAUCAAUAGUGUGGUGAUAAGUGAGGAUGGAAAGCCCCUGGUAAUUGAAGCCACAGAUGCUGACAAGAAUCACAAUGCCCUCCUGGUCUUCCAGAUUGUGGAGGACACAGCAAAAUUGUUCUUUACUGUAGACUCAGGAACAGGCUCCGUCAGAACUAUAGCUAAACUGGACUAUGAAACAUUCAGUGCUUUUUAUUUUUCUGUUAAUGUGAGGGACAGUGGCAGGCCUCAGCUAACAGCAGAGAAGCCAGCCAAGGUCCUAAUCAGGGUUGUGAACAUCAAUGACUCUCCCCCUCAGUUCUCACAAGAAGCUUAUGAUACGGUUUUGCUUCUUCCAACAUAUGUUGGGGUUGAGGUUCUGAGAGUAGAAGCCACUGAUCCUGACAUGACCACUGAUCUGAUGUAUUCCUUGGCUGAUAGCAACUUGGAGCACUAUGAAAUGGAUUCAUCAUCAGGCAUACUCACGGUCAAAAACAAUAAACUCUCCAAAGACCGUUAUCGUUUCAAUGUCAAAGUGUCAGACGGGCGGUACUUUUGCACAGCACUCGUGACUGUGUUAGUUAGGGAGGCUAUGGACAGUGGCCUCCUCUUCAGUCAAACCACAUACUCCUCCUCUGUACUGGAGAACAGUGUGAACAUUACCACUGUGAGCAUUGUAAAUGCUGUAGGAAACCGCUUAAAUGAACCACUAAAGUACACGCUUUUGAAUGCAGGGACACGCUUUACAAUUCAUCCCACAUCAGGAGUCAUUCAAACCACAGAAGCCCCUUUCGAUCGAGAACAACAGGAACUGUAUGAGCUGGUGGUUGAGGCGAGUAGAGAAUACGACCAGCUGCGAGUUGCUAGAGUAACCGUCAAAGUAGAAGUUGAGGAUGUUAACGACAAUGCCCCUGAGUUUCUAGGCCUUCCAUAUUAUGCGACUGUGCAGGUUGAUGCAGAACCUGGCUCAUCCAUCUUCCAGGUGUCUGCGACAGAUUUGGACAAAGGGAUAAAUGGAGCUGUAUAUUACGAGCUUAAGGAGGACCAUCCACAUUUUGAGGUGAAUAAGCUCACUGGGGAGCUUACUCUUAAAAGGGCCUUUGACGCAGACUUGUCCAAUGUUGAAUAUCCGCUGGUCGUCCUUGCACGUGAUGCAGGCUACCCCUCUCUCUUCACUGUUGUCGAGCUUCCAGUUACAGUUGUGAACAAGGCCAUGCCUGUUUUUGACAAGUCAUUUUAUGGCAUAUCAGUUAGAGAGGAUAUUGCAGUGUCAACUCCCAUAUUAUGCAUAAAUGCCAGCAGCCCAGAGGGCCAAAACAUUAUAUAUACUAUCGUGGAAGGGGAUCCUUCCUUCCAAUUUGACAUUGGCUUUGACAGUGGUGUGAUUAGUGUCAUAUAUCCUUUAGACUAUGAAACCACACCCUACUACAGGCUAACCAUCAGGUCUACAGACACUCUCACUGGAGCCAGAUCCGAAGUAGAUGUGGACAUAGUUGUGGUGGAUGUAAAUGACAAUGCCCCUGCAUUUCGUAAUGCAUCAUACACCACCACUUUGCCAGAAAACUCAAUGAUCGGGUCUAGCGUGAUACAGCUUUGGGCGACCGACAAGGAUUCUGAAAAAAACAGUGUAAUUAGCUAUCAAAUCCUCUCUGAUGGAUUUAACAGCACAGACUACUUCCACAUUGACAGCACUAGUGGACUUGUGUUAACAGCCUGUUUUCUGGACUACGAACUUACACCGAGCUUUAGCUUUAUCGUUAGGGCAACAGACAACGGUUCCCCAUCCCAGAGCAGUGAGGUCACGGUCACCGUCUUAGUGAGUGACGUGAAUGACAACCCACCAUCCUUCAGCCAGCCACUUUACGAAGCUUUUGUGAGUGAACUGGCUCCCAGAGGGCACAUUGUGACAUGUGUCCAAGCUUCUGAUUCAGACAGCUCAGAUGCCAAGAGUUUGAGGUACAGCAUACUCUCUGGAGAUGAGAAAAUGAACUUCAUAAUAGACUCUCAGACAGGUGUUAUUUACUUGUCCAGUCAGCGCAGACAGGGGAUAAGACCAGCAUACAACCUCAAUGUGUCUGUAUCAGAUGGGGUCUUCACCAACACUGCACAGGUGAACAUUCGAGUCAUGGGGGCCAACCUUUACAGCCCUGUCUUUAGUCAAAGGUUCUACUUGGCGGAGGUCCGUGAGAAUGCCCCAGCAGGUACCAAAGUCAUUCAGGUGCGUGCCACAGAUGAUGACUCAGGGAUUUUUGGUCAGAUCAUGUAUUCCUUUAUCAAUGACCUUGGAAAGACUCAGUUUUACAUUGGAGCCGAUGGCCUGAUAACUACAGCUCAGAAACUCGACAGAGAGAACCCAAUAAACAGAGACAUUGUGCUAACUGUUAUGGCGCUCGAUGGUGGGGGAAGAGCAUCCUUCUGCACCGUUAGGGUAAUUCUUGCUGACGAAAAUGAUAAUGCGCCACGUUUCAGGGCUAUGGAGUAUAGAGUUAGCAUAAAGGCUAAUGUGCCAAUGGGAUCGCUGGUGACUCAAAUCCAGGCUCAGGACCCAGAUUCCGGCGAUAAUGGCAGAGUUAGCUACUCGCUGUACAGUGAGGCAAGGCUUCCUCUUGUGGAUGUGUUGGAGAUUGAGCCUGACAGUGGCUGGAUGGUCACAAAGGGAAGCAUGGCGCAUUUAAGAGGAACGGUUCUCUCCUUUUUUGUCAAAGCUACUGAUGGAGGUGUUCCAGCCAAGCAUUCCCUCGUGUCUGCAUUUAUUCAUGUCUUACCACCUGAUGCAAAUGUGCCCUCCUUCACCCAACCCCAGUACUCCUACACGGUCCCAGAGGACACACCUGUUGGGACAGUCUUGGGAUCAGUGUACUUAAGUCCUGGCCAGACAGCUUUCUUUUCUGUGGUGAAUGGAGAGACUGGGGAGAGUAACCAGGGUGGGACAUUUUUAGUUGAGAGAGAAACUGGACUUCUAAGGCUUGUUAACCCCCUUGAUUAUGAACUCAUCAACAUUUACCGUUUCAAAGUUGCAGCCACCAUGAGACAGGCACUGGUUGAGUCCAUGUCUGUAGUGGAUGUAGAAGUCAAGGUGCUGGAUGUGAAUGACAACAAACCAUUAUUCGAAACCAGCUCUUAUGUGGCCAUGGUUAUGGAAGGUAUGCCUAGGGGUACACGGGUUAUCCAGGUACGAGCGCUUGACCCUGAUUGGGGAUCUAACGGACAGGUUAAUUACAGCCUGGGACCAACCCUAAACCAAGAGCAGGACAAAGCUAGUGGAUCUAAAUCUGCCGCUGGUGCCAUGUUUGUUAUUGACAGCAAGACUGGUUGGAUCACCACUCUCGGUGACUUGGAUCAUGAGAUGUGCCCAUCUUACACCUUCAACGUGGUGGCAUCUGAUCUAGGAGAGGGUGUUUCACUUUCCUCUACAGCUGUAGUGACCGUUGCAAUCGCAGACGUUAAUGACAACCCCCCUACCUUCGAGAGAGAGUACUACAGAGGUGCUGUGCGAGAGAGCGACCUUCUGGGAGAAGUGGUUUCGGUGCUGAGCACUCGUGAUGGGGACAGCUCUGAUCAGAAUCGGCUUGUCAGCUUCCAUAUCACAGGAGGAAACCCCAAGGGGGUAUUUGCGCUGGCUCCCGUUCAGGGGGAGUGGAAGGUCUUCGUGAAGCGUCCUUUGGACAGAGAGGAGCAGGAUCGAUACCUGCUCAAUAUCACAGCCAGCGACGGCCUGUUUGUAACCCGCAUAGGCGUGGAGGUCACUGUCAUGGAUUCCAAUGACAACAGCCCCAUCUGCAAUCAGGCGCAAUAUGAGGCCUCAUUUCCAGAAGAUGUGUCUGUUAAUACUGCCAUUCUGACAGUUGGAGCAACAGACUUGGACAGUGGUGUCAAUGCAGAAAUUCAGUAUUCUCUGUUUGGCAUUGGAGUUGAAGAUUUUUACAUGGAUGCAAAUACUGGUGAACUGAAGACGGCCUCUUUAUUGGACCGUGAGAGAACUGCAGGUUAUAAGUUGAUAGCACAGGCUACAGAUGGAGGGGGGCUGUUCUGUCGCUCUGAAAUUUCUCUGACCAUUCUGGAUGUUAAUGAUAAUGCACCAUCAUUUGCCUUCACACGGUUCAUGGCGAGUGUAUAUGAAAACGCGGCACCCAAGGCCUUGCUCACACGCCUUCGGGCUAAUGAUCCAGAUGAAGGUCUAAACAGGAAGAUCGUGUACUCACUUGUUGACUCUGCUGGUGGUAUGUUCUCCACUGACCCAUCCGCUGGUGUGGUGAUCCUGGAGAAGCCUCUGGACCGAGAGGUGCAAGACUCGUAUCAGAUCAGAAUCAAGGCUACUGACCGAGCAGGGGGCGAUGGCUCGCUCUCCACCGAGGUGGACCUCACCAUCAUGGUUCUGGACGUGAACGACAACCCACCUGUGUUUCAAAAGCAAGAUUACGUGGUCACAGUGCCUGAAGAUGUUACUGUAGGAACAGAAGUGCUGCGAGUCUUUGCCACAAGUAGUGACAUUGGAGUGAAUGCAGAAAUCUACUAUAGAUUCUUGUCUGGAAAUGAGCUGGGGAAGUUUUCCAUUGAAGAUUCAACAGGCAUCAUUUCUGUGGCGGAUGAUCUUGACUAUGAGCUCUGCAAGGAUUUUUUCCUGAAUGUCGAGGCCUUUGAUGAUGGAACACCUCCCUUGAGAGCCACGACAAUAGUGACCAUAGUGCUUCUGGAUGUCAAUGACAACUCGCCUUCAUUCAGCGAGGACAUCUACAAUGUUCUGAUCAGCGAGGACAUAGCCAUCGGAGAAACGGUCACGAGGCUGUUCGCAGAAGACUUGGACAGUCAGAUCAAUGGGUGUAUCACUUAUUCCAUUCUGAAAGGGGACCGUGAAAAUCAGUUUUGGAUCGACCCUGUCACCGGGCUUCUGAAAGUUAACAAGGCACUGGACAGAGAGACGGUCUUCAGCUACUCAUUGUCUGUGCAAGCGUUUGACAGCGGGUCACCUGCCAAGUCAACCACUGUGAAUGUCAAUAUCGAGAUUGCCGAUGUGAACGACAACCCGCCGAUCUUCUCUCCCGCUAAUGCUUCAGCUGUUAUUCAGUUGAACAAGCCUGCAGGAACUACCAUCCUCUCACUAUCAGUUUCUGAUAAGGACUCCUCUAGAAAUGGUGCACCUUUUGAGUUUCGUAUCGUGUCUGGAAAUGAGGGCAAUGCUUUCAGUCUGGACCAGAAUGGAGAAUUACAGACAAGCCGAGUAUUUGGUCCUGAUGCAACACGAGAGUAUACGCUUGAGAUACAGGCGCGUGAUUCAGGGAAGCCUCGUCUGUCCUCCACAUCCUUUGUGUUUGUGCGUGUCAUCGGAGACAGCCUCUUCAAACCUGUGGCCUUCCCACUGGAAAUCAACAUUGUCAUGGCAGCAGAUGUGUUUCCUGGCGGGAUUAUAGGGAAGAUCUAUGCCACAGACCGAGAUGAGAAUGAUGUUCUGUCUUUCAGUCAGAGAUCACAAACAAACAGUCUUUUCAAAAUCAACAGACAGGACGGGAAGAUUGUGGCACUAAAUGGCCUGGAGCCUGGAAGAUACUCCCUAAAUGCUACAGUCAGUGAUGGGCGGUUUUCUGUGACCGUGGGCAUUUGCGUCCAGGUGGAGCAAGCCACGGAUGAGAUGGUGCAGAAUGCAGUGACUCUGCAUUUUCAAGACCUGUCCCCUGAGGACUUUGUGGGUGUGUACAUGGAAGAGCUAAAGAAGGUGCUCCGUACCUCACUGGUUGGUGAUGGGACAGGUGUUAUUGAUGGACCAGACCCUCUUCACAUCCUGGGAGUGCAGCCACUGAGUCGCUCCAGUCAGCUGGAGGUGCUCCUUGCUGUGGAGACACCAGAUGGGGGUUAUAUGGGUCCAGGAGAGCUGGCUCUCAAGCUGGAGGAGGUGAAGGGUUUCCUAAAGGGAGCGCUGAGGGUGGUCAGCGUCUUGGAUCAGAGCUGCUCAGGAGAGCUUGAGUGCGGGGAGAGAGUCUGUGAGCUCACCCUCAGUCUCGACCCCAUCGGCUUGGUCACCUACACCACCUCCAGAGUGAGCUUUGUGUCUCCAUGCUUCAGCAGGAUAGAGAUGUGCACGUGUCCAGGAGGAAUAUGUCCAUCUUCUCUGGAGCUUUGCGAUGGCCAAACGUGUCCGUCUGACAUGCAGUGUGUGCGCAGCGGCCCUGCAGCGCCAUCUUUCUGCCAGUGUCUGCCUGACACGCUGGACAAGUGCGCAGGCCAAACAUCUCUGAGCUUUGCAGGGAACAGUUACAUCAAAUACAGAGUGACGGACAGUGAUAGGAGCAGAGACAUGAAGCUGGGCUUGAGAAUCAGAACGCUGCACAGCCAAGGAGUCAUCAUGUACACACGCGCUGACCCCUGCACACUGCUCAAGAUAGAGGAAGGGCGUCUGUGGUUCCAGAUGGACUGUGACAACAGACUGGACAUCCUGGGCAUCUCAGGGCGUCCAAUCAAUGAUGGGUCCUGGCACGCCGUGACCCUGGAGCUCACUAGUAACUACACUCUCCUUUCGCUGGACGACAGCUAUGUGGAGCGCCGGCGUUCUGCGCGGGCCCCUGUCCGCAUCUGGCCCCUGGCCGCAGACGGAUCGCUGUUCUUUGGGGCUCAGGUGUUGCACGGACCAGUGGGCAGAGGCAGCCAGAGGCCCCCACGGGCGCAAGAAGGCUUCCAGGGGUGCCUCGGGUCCAUCAUGCUCAACGGGAAUGAACUCCCUCUUCAGAAUAAGAGGAGCCGGUAUGCAGAGAUAGCUGGGCUGAGUGACCUGAAGCUGGGAUGUGUUUUAUACCCUGAUCCGUGCCUCGGAGGACCGUGCCAGAAUGGAGCUUCUUGUACAAAGCUGCCCUCUGGUGACUUCUCAUGCAGCUGCCUGCCACAGUUCACGGGGUCCCGCUGUGAGAUGGAGGUGACGUCCUGUGUGCCCUCACCUUGUCAGAAUGGGGGUGAUUGUAAGGCUGUGGGAAACACCUUCCUCUGCGGUUGCCUCAAAGGCUUUACGGGACUCAUAUGCGACGAGGAUGUGAACGAGUGUGAGAGGGAGGAGUGUGAGAAUGGAGGGGCAUGUGUGAACACAUUCGGAGCCUUCUACUGUAACUGCACCAUUGGUUUCGAGGGUCAAUUUUGUGGCCAGCCGUCUCUGGAUGGCCCAGACACUCAGGCCGGGGCCCUGUCGUACGUCGGACCGGGAGAGAUCAUCGGCAUCGGCGUGUUGCUCUUUGUGGUGUUGGUCCUGCUGACCCUGCUGGCCGUGUUCCGCAAAAAAGUCCUCCGGAAGGACUGGAGCCGCGGGGAGGCGGUGGGAAUCUCCACAGAGACCAACUACAUGCUGCAUAACACGGGCAUGGGAGCGGAGGGCAUCGAGUUCAAAGCUGUACGGGUCAGCGGCGAGUGUCGCGCCAGCCUCUACCGGAACGACAGCGCAGGAGGGCCGCCGCAGGUCAUGGUGCGGCCCACAGCCUACACGCUUCCCCACUGCCAGGGAAUUCCUCGAGGGGAAACGGAAAAGACGGAGGGAGGGCUGGCCACCCUCUCCUGCCCUCCGCAGAUGAGCACUUUCCAGGCGGAGCCGCCACACAUCCUCGGGAUGCCGCGGAGAGGUGUGGCCGUCUGCAGCGUGGCGCCCAAUCUUCCCCAGUCUUUGUCCUCGAACCCGUCCGAACGCAGCCCAAUCCGCAAGCCUCCGUGGGAAGAGGACGACGAUGAGGAUAAUGCUAUGGAGCAUCAAGUCCAAGCUCUGGAGUGGGAAGACAGGGGUUAUCAGGCGGACGCAGAGGAAGCGUACAGAACCGAGGAAGCUGGAAAUGCACCAGAAGAGGUCACCUGCUUCUCCGACAGCAGCACGAGCGAGGCGCACUCCCUCAGGUCCUUCCAGUCCGAUUCCUGCGACGACAACGCCUCCAUAGUGACGGUGAUACGACUGGUGAACAAUGCAGUGGACACCAUUGAAAAUGAAGUUGCAGGUCUGGGCGACGUGCAGCCUCACAGUACCCUCUCAAGCCCACACCUCCACUGUGAGGAUGAGAUAUGCGUGGAAUUCAUCAAAGAGUAUUUUAUGAAUUCCUACCAAUGGCAAACCUCGGAGUGGCUUGACACGUGUCUCCCAGGACUGGAAUCACCACCUCGAGACCAGACCCCUACACCACCUCCUCCACCCCUUCCUGCUCCUCCACCUCCCCUGACCCCUACACGGCUAGGCGGCACCCCUAUCCGCCUGGGCGGCAGCGUGCGGUUGGAUGGCAGCACUCUAUCGCUGCAGACUGGCUACCCGUUACGACGAUACCAGGGCCAGAGAGAUUUCCGCACGUCCCUAACCCUGGACGACAACAACUCGCCUGUAUAUGAAGAAUACCGUCACCCUGAUCACUACGACAACGCCUCUACUGUUCACCCGCUGGGUUUUAGCAAGGGCCAAUCCAGACCCGACUAUCAUCACUCCAGCCAGUACCUGCUCUCUCACCCUCCCCUACUGGCCUGGGAGGAGCGUCCGCGUGUCUGGGAGGACACGCACCCCUUCGGCAGCCAGCAGGAGAUCGACAGACUGGGCAGGAUUUCACUUCGGGCCCAACGCUUGCGUAGUCAGAGCCCAAAGACUUCUUUGUCUGGCAUGAGAGAGUAUUACUGACCGUUAACUGGACAAAGAGUCCUUAAUUACACUGGAAGCUUGUGAUCAUGCAACUGAGGACUCGACCUGAACAUGUGUGCUGAUCUGUCAGGAAUGGAAAAGUCUGGACUCUCACAGCCUCAACCAUACUGUACACUAGUGAUUAUUCUUCAUGUACUUCAUUAAAGGAAUAGCU
Molecule: messenger RNA, 14270 nt
Organism: Sinocyclocheilus rhinocerous
Lineage: Eukaryota; Metazoa; Chordata; Actinopteri; Cypriniformes; Cyprinidae
Gene: fat3b
Product: FAT atypical cadherin 3b
Exons: 31
Coding region: 116-14095 (4659 amino acids)
Biological process (GO): homophilic cell-cell adhesion
Cellular component (GO): plasma membrane
Molecular function (GO): calcium ion binding
Source: RefSeq, a predicted model, not a curated record